AUGGGACCACUAGAAGAGGCUUUGAAAGAGAUUCAAGCUGCGCACCCCGCGGUUAUUGCCUCCGAGUCCUCUGCAUCCACUGGAGCUGAGGGUGUCUUCCGUCUGCGCUCCACUCCUCUCGUAAAGGCUGGUGGUACCUCUGCGACAGCUUCGCAGAAUCCUGGCUCAACCGCCACUAAUGGCAACAUUCUCUUAGACCCAACAAUCGCCACUGGCUCUGCUGCGCUGUCCUUCGCCGUCGCGCAGGCGCCUUCCACGUUAAGCAUCGCUUCAACAUCUACGAAUGGAGGUGAAGGCGGAGGCCUCUUUGGGCACACUGAUUCUGUUGCUACACUACACUCACCAGAUGCUGAUGGAGUUUCGCGAAUGCAUCCUCCGCCGGUGAUGCCCCCACAACCAGCUUCCGCCGGUCUUGGAUGUGCUGGCAGUCCUGGAUUGCAUAUCAAAUGCCAUGAGGCAUCUGAUCGCAUUCUCUGCACUGUCAACGUUCUGUCAGGUACUUGGCAGAGUUCAGAUAACGAAGCCGUGCUGACAGCUGAAUCGUUGUUAAAUGGUGGUGGUAGCAGUGUUACGGGAGGGGAUGUGUUGAGCCUUUUUGAUCACAAUCAGUCUAUCUCCGGUGCUCCGACAGUCCACUCUGCUUCCUCCUCCUCCUCUUCUCUCGGUCUCCUCCCCAUCAACUGUGAUGCAGUCUCCGGUCUUGGAUCCGUGGAUGACUCGGUCUCACCGAGUGCUCUGGGCGAAAACAUGGAUGGUGGUCCACUUCAGACUACCAUGUUGAGCAACAACGGGGAUGACGAUGACGAAGAGGAAGAGGAGGACGGUGGAACCACAGAGGGUUGUCUCACCGAAGACGACGAGAACGACGAAACUCUAGAAGCUGGUUUACAAUCCGAGAAAUCUUCUGUUGCUGCAGCUAGCGCCUCAACUGUUGUUUCAUCGGCGGCUGCUGCAAUGGAAAAGUCGGUACUUUACCCCAAUCAGGCUCUACCUCCUCCCGUGUACACAAAUAUCAGCAAACUGCAGGCUGCGGCACAGAGAGGGGUUGGAGGAGCUCCCAAAGAUUCUGCCUUAUCAAUUUCCGACGAUUCUCGAAGAGCUGAGACACCUCCUCUUGCCGGUCCCACUCACUCUCUCUACGACAACCAAUCAGUGGAUGCACACUUGCUACCGCCGUCCAUUGUUGGUGUUCCCGCCUUUGGCAGCCUUCUCAUUGUGUACUCAUAA
Molecule: messenger RNA, 1227 nt
Organism: Hydatigera taeniaeformis
Lineage: Eukaryota; Metazoa; Platyhelminthes; Cestoda; Cyclophyllidea; Taeniidae
Source: the annotation of a GenBank genome assembly